Messenger RNA from Alexandromys fortis (reed vole), 1849 nucleotides. RefSeq names its product phosphopantothenoylcysteine decarboxylase (gene Ppcdc). Gene Ontology annotation, cellular component: phosphopantothenoylcysteine decarboxylase complex. The record is from RefSeq and is a predicted model, not a curated record. The coding region runs from base 427 to 1176 and encodes 249 amino acids. NCBI's taxonomy places the organism in Eukaryota, Metazoa, Chordata, Mammalia, Rodentia, Cricetidae. Gene Ontology annotation, molecular function: FMN binding; phosphopantothenoylcysteine decarboxylase activity. The transcript has 8 exons. Gene Ontology annotation, biological process: coenzyme A biosynthetic process.
UGGGGCCACGGGUGUGACCUCGAGCUCAGAGUUGGGGGUUAGCAGCUGCACCUGUGCCCGCUGACAUGCUCCAUCCUUGACCAGAGUUGAUCAGUUUAAAGGCGACGCAGUCAGAACACCCACACUUGACGCUUGCCUUUGAAAAACUGCAGCGCCUCCAAAGAGACCUAGGAGCGUUCCGAAGUGCAAGCUUUUUUAAAAAAUGACAUUUAUUUUGAAGGAGGGUUGCUAUCACGGCGUGCUUGUGGCGGUCAUAGGACCACUUGCGGGGCUCAGUUCCACCGUGACUCUUCCUGUUCUUGUGCCAUUUGGCUGAAGUAGGACGGAGUCAGGGUUUGAGGACUGACAGGUUGUACUGGAGGAAGCUUCAGAAACCAGCUGUCCCUAGCCCUAUGUCUUUCAUAUAAACAGAGUUUUGAGGAGGGGAUGAUUCUGAUCCAGGGCCAUACACUGGGUCAGGAGUGCAACCUUGGGCAGGACCUAAGACUCAUGCUUCACAGGGCAGGUUCUGCAGAUUCUAAACCUGGGCUUUCUAGCUCCCAGAAAGCCACCAGAUGCCACAUGGAACCGGGGGCCCCAUGCCCAGCUGCCAUACCCUCAAUGGAGAGAAAGUUCCAUGUUCUUGUGGGGGUCACUGGAAGCGUUGCUGCCCUGAAGCUGCCUCUCCUGGUGUCAAAGCUUUUGGACAUUCCUGGGCUGGAAGUCACAGUGGUAACCACUGAGAGAGCCAAACAUUUCUAUAGCCCCCAGGAUGUUCCUGUCACCCUCUACAGUGAUGCUGACGAAUGGGAGAUGUGGAAGCGCCGCUCUGACCCAGUUCUCCACAUUGACCUGCGAAGGUGGGCUGACCUCAUGCUGGUGGCUCCCCUUGAUGCCAACACUCUGGGGAAGGUGGCCAGUGGCAUCUGUGACAACUUACUUACCUGUGUCAUCCGGGCCUGGGACCUCAGCAAGCCUCUACUCUUCUGCCCCGCCAUGAACACCGCCAUGUGGGAGCACCCUCUCACCGCACAGCAGGUGGGCCAGCUCAAGGCCUUCGGCUAUGUGGAGAUUCCCUGUGUGAGCAAGAAGCUGGUGUGUGGAGACCAAGGUCUAGGAGCCAUGGCCGAGGUGGAGACCAUUGUGGGGAAAGUGAAAGAAGUACUCUUCCAGAGCGGGGGCAUCCAGCGGAGUUGAACUGGGGUUUCUGUCCUGGUGUCUGUGCACCCAGUGAAUUCAGCCUGAGCUGCUGAAGAGGGAAAUCACCACAGCACGAAGAGCCUGUGUUCGUGAGGAGGGGCUGGCAUGCACCUUCUCAGAGCUCCCUGGGGACCGACCUUCUCCAAGUUAAACAGAACUACAGACCCAGGGCCUACCUUCUUCCAACCAGGAUUUGCCUGCUUUCCUGGGGCCCUCCCGUGUCUUCCUGGGAUAGGCCCUGAAAGCUGAAGCUGGGCAAUCAUGUUACUACUGGAAGAAUAAUCAGAUGAUUGAGAACCUCCUGCUUAGAAAUGCUUUCCGGAACACGAUGGCUGACGCUGGGCAUGGUGGCUCAUGUCUAUAAUCUUAACACUCAGAAGGCUGAGGCAGGAUUGCCACAGCUUUGAAAUUGGCUUGGGCUACAGAAUGAGCCAGGCCCGUGAGUGUGACAGCCUAUUUCAAAACAAAAAUAACAAGAAGAAACACCAUAGCUCAAGAUCCCUGGCACAGCAGGCUCCUGAUCGGGCCUUGGAAGCUUCCAUUCUUUGGUGCUCCGGUGUCACACAGAAUCAGGAAGUCUGUGAGGUGGCAAGACUCUUCACAUUUCUCACAGACUGUACUGGGAGUCGGGGCAGGGACGGUUCUGGGAAAUAAAAGUGACCUUAGGAGA